Molecule: messenger RNA, 393 nt
Organism: Ramularia collo-cygni
Lineage: Eukaryota; Fungi; Ascomycota; Dothideomycetes; Mycosphaerellales; Mycosphaerellaceae
Exons: 1
Coding region: 1-393 (130 amino acids)
Source: RefSeq, a predicted model, not a curated record
AUGGCUUACCUUCUCUACCUUUUGGCAGCCUGCCUAGGAUUCCUCUCCAUGAUCUCCGCCCAGCCAACGACAAUCAUACCUCCAGGUGCAAUAAUCAACAUCGAGGCCAUCUGGGACAGUGCGGAAACUGCAUACAGCAACAAGACCUUUAUCGUGCCUCUGGACGAGGUUUGGCAACAUGAGGCAUUCAACCAGUGCAACGCUCUCUACUUGAUCGGAGCAAAAGGAAAUGUCAAUAAGGAUACCAUUCAAUGUCAGCUUUACUGGAGGAAACCGAAUGAUAUGGGAUACGCGGGAUUGUACCUCACUUCGAAAACUCCAGCUUCCCCUCACGACGUUGCUGCGGAUUUGAGUGAUGCGAGUUUGCAGUUGAGGUGUCAAGGUCCGAGGUAG